Messenger RNA from Mesoplodon densirostris (Blainville's beaked whale), 1305 nucleotides. It is a transcript of the gene SPATA21, whose product is annotated as spermatogenesis associated 21. Lineage: Eukaryota; Metazoa; Chordata; Mammalia; Artiodactyla; Ziphiidae. Gene Ontology annotation, molecular function: calcium ion binding. The record is from RefSeq and is a predicted model, not a curated record.
AUGCAGGAGGAGGCGAGGGACAUCGGCGAGAGGAGGGAGAUGGACCAUACCCAGAAACAGCCUCAGGAGCCCGCAGGGGCCACGGGGGCCCAGAACCUUGGCAACCCCCGGCCAGGCUUCAUGAAGUGCUUGUUGGAGGUGGAAGAGGAGAAGGCCACGCAUUGGAGGGUCACCAAGGCCUGCACGCUGCCAAACUGGAAGUCCCCCAGGACCCUGACCCCCGUGCCCGUCUCUGCCCCGGUUGGCAACUCAGCCCCAACCCUGCCUCAGACCCCUGCCUCGGCUCCUGCCAUGGCCCCAUGCUGCCGACCGCCAGCCCCUGGGCCACUUCCUGCCUCCACGGGAGCCCCAGCUUCAGUGCCCGUCACGGUCCUGCCGGUCCCUGCAUCAGACCUGGGCUGGAGGACAUAACUUUUGCACCACAGCGGGGAGAGGAGCCUGAACUACCCCAAGGCACAGGAGGAGCCACCCCAGAAAGGGCAGGAGCUGGAAGAACACUGCCUCCUGAAGGUGUGUCAGACCUGGGAGGAGAGGUCGGAAGAGCACCUCACACCGAAGCAAGAGGAAGCCUUCCGCAGCUACUUUGAGAUCUCCAGUGGUCAUGGCGAGGUGGAUGCACAGAGGCUGGAGAACAUCCUGCUCCUCGUGGGCAUGUUCCUGAUGCCGGCCCAGGUGGAGGAUGCCCUGAGGAGUGCUGAUAUCGAUGGAGACGGCCACGUGAACUUCAAAGACUUCUUGGCCGUGAUGACAGACACCAAGUGCUUCUUCUGCUCUGUGGAAGAGAAGGCCCUGACGGACAUGGCUCCCCCAAACCCCUGCACUCUGCUCUUUGAGAUCCUGUCCCUGCUGGUGGAGAUGCUGGCCUUACCUGAGGCAGCCUUAGAGGAGAUCACCAGCUAUUACCAGAAGAAGCUGAAGGAAGGCACCUGUAAGGCCUGAGAGAUGGAACCGGCCAUUGGCCGGCUGCAGUCCCAGAAGCUUCCCUACAACCCACAGCAGGCAGACACCUUGGAAGUCCCAGAACGAAGAGCCAUCAGGAUCCUGAGCCAGCUGAUGCAGCAGAACUAUGCUGCCAACCUGCAAAGCUCCUAUGCCCAGGUGCCUUGCAUCCCGCUCUGCCCACGGCUGGACAAGAAUACGGUCCGCCGGAAGCAGGGCAGCCACUACAUGCUGGAGCUGUGUACCCCCACCGGCCUGGGCCCUGACACCCGUAGCCUCUUCUUCCAGACUGGAUCUCAAGGAAGCAGGGAACCCAGCUCUGACAGCCAAAAGUGGCUCAGUUCUGUGCCGGCUCAAACCCACUGA